Quercus robur (English oak) is the source of this 1088-nucleotide messenger RNA. RefSeq lists its product as uncharacterized. NCBI's taxonomy places the organism in Eukaryota, Viridiplantae, Streptophyta, Magnoliopsida, Fagales, Fagaceae. The coding region runs from base 116 to 1072 and encodes 318 amino acids. The record is from RefSeq and is a predicted model, not a curated record. The transcript has 2 exons.
CUCCUUAGCCACCACAAACCACCACUCACAAAAAAAAAAAAUCACACACUUUUUAAGCUUUAACUCACUGUAGCUCAAAGACAUUCUCAGUCUUUUUGCUUUUGUUUCCUUAAAAAUGGGUUCGAUGAUGUUUUCGGUGAAGGCUAUUUUGAUCUCGACAGGGGUUGUGUUUAUGGGACUGGGUUUGAAAGCUUCGGUUCCAAUGGUGAUGGAGUUCUCAGCGUCUCGCCUGCCUGUCACGUUGGCUUCGCUUCUCUCUUGGCUCAAGCCACCUUAUGUAUACGUGAUCAUCAACGGUAUUAUCAUCACCAUCGCAGCCUCUUCGCGCUUCCACCACCGCCGCCACAGCGGCAGCUCAGCCGCAGCCUCCUCCGCCUCCUCCGCCGACCGUCACCAUCCCUACCCGAUGCCUUCUUCGGCGGAUAUUCCGCCGGAGGAGUUUGGUGUUCUGGAGGACUCGACUGUGGUUCCGGAAGUGAAGAAUAUUGCUGCGGUGGUGAUGAAUGGAGAGGAAGAAGAGGACGAGUUCGUGGCUCCGAGUGCCACGUGGACACCGGAGAAGGAGGUGGUGGUCUCGUCGGAGUAUCUUUCUCUGGCGGAGAAACCUCUGGUUUCUGAGAGGUUCGGCCACCGGAAACCGGCUAAGGCCAGUCCUGAAGGUGCAAGAGGAUUGAGAGUAGCAAAGCCAAAACGGCACGAGACAUUGGAGAACACGUGGAAGGCGAUAACGGAAGGGAGAGCAAUGCCACUGAGUAGGCACAUGAAGAAGUCUGACACGUGGGAGAAUCACGGCCGCGAUAUCCACGUGGACUCGCUGGGUGAUCUUGUGAAGAAAUCAGAGACGUUCAAGGAUCGUACCAACCAGGCAGCACCGGAGGCGUUGGCUUUGUCCGUUGGGCCUGGGCCUGGGCCUGGGAAGCCUCCUCUUCUAAGGAAAGAGCCGUCACUGAGUCAGGACGAGUUGAACCGGCGAGUGGAGGCUUUUAUCAAGAAGUUCAAUGAGGAAAUGAGGUUGCAAAGGCAAGAGUCAUUGAAUCAGUACAUGGAAAUGAUCAACCGUGAGGCCCAUUAGUAAAUACCUUUUUUUU